Molecule: messenger RNA, 888 nt
Organism: Mesorhabditis spiculigera
Lineage: Eukaryota; Metazoa; Nematoda; Chromadorea; Rhabditida; Rhabditidae
Source: the annotation of a GenBank genome assembly
AUGGGCGCAGCAACUGUGCCCGUCGAGAUGACGACCUCAACCAGUCAACCGUCCAAGGGCCGCAAAUUCGAACUCGUCCGCGUAGCAGGCACUUUCUCGAGGGGCCGCUGGAAGUGCGUCGAUUACCCGGAUGGCAAGACUCCCCCAGAGCUGAUGGACACCUUGUCGAAGUUCGAUUCUGGGGCUCGUGUCUACUCGGCCGACUACAGCAUCCCGAAACAGCCAGAAGCGUCGACGAUUGUCGUCUCCUCGAUGGUGCAACCGCCAAAUCAGGACCCGCAACUCGUGCAGACGCAGAUCACCACCGUCCCGAUACAGACGCAAAUGCCGGAGUCGCAACAACAACGCCCACAAGAGAUCACAACCACGACGAUCACCACGAUAUCGCCUCAACCUCACGCUCCGGUGCCCACGAUCAAGUCCCCAGACGCUGAAGAUGACACGUCGAUCGGAUCUGUCAACGUCGUGGCAAUUGAUAGCAAGAUCGAGCAGGCCAUGGAUUUGGUGAAGACGCAUUUGACGUUUGCGGUCCGGGAAGAAGUCGAGGUGCUGCGGCUAACGAUUGCCGAGCUCGAGCAGCGAACGGCGGCCACCGAGCAGCAGAACAACUUCUUCAGGCAGUUCGUCCCAGCUGAAGUGCUUGCUAACCUGGACAGCCAUGUACAACAAUUUAUUGCCGCACGAGCCGCCGUAGCGCCACCCACUCAAAACGCGCCCACGCCUGUCGCGAAGGGCACGGUGGUCACGAUCCCGCGAGAAUUCCAAGGCCAGCAUUUUGAGUCGACGCUGAACAACGUGGUCGCCGAGGUCCGUCAGGCUGUCAGUGGUGGUGGAUUGUUUUCGCUGGGGCAGCCGCCGAAGCGCCUACCAAAUCAACCGGAUCAGAAA